Salvelinus fontinalis (brook trout) is the source of this 2614-nucleotide messenger RNA. Its product is annotated as hepatocyte growth factor-regulated tyrosine kinase substrate-like. NCBI's taxonomy places the organism in Eukaryota, Metazoa, Chordata, Actinopteri, Salmoniformes, Salmonidae. The transcript has 20 exons. Gene Ontology annotation, molecular function: phosphatidylinositol binding; metal ion binding; ubiquitin binding. The record is from RefSeq and is a predicted model, not a curated record. The coding region runs from base 266 to 2614 and encodes 782 amino acids.
AACCCAUGUCCACUUGAAUAAACUGUACACAACAAUGACCCCCUGUACACUCACCUCUUCAGACUCUAGGGGGCAACGUCGCAAUACUUUUAGGAAUAGACGGACUUCACCACCGAACAACAGAGUUUCUAAACCCGACACGGGAAGUAGGAAGUAGCAAUAACUUUGCAGCUGGCUAGCGAUCUUUACAGUGGAUGUGUCAAAAUAAUUUUUGAUUGACCAAAAAAUAACGUCUCGUCAGCUAGCCUGAGUCAUUGGAUCAGCCAUGGGAAAGGGUGGUGGAACAUUUGAGAGGCUUCUUGAUAAAGCCACCAGUCAGCUGCUGCUGGAGACAGACUGGGAGUCCAUCCUGCAGAUCUGUGAUCUCAUCCGUCAAGGAGACACACAGGCGAAGUAUGCCAUCGGAGCCAUUAAGAAGAAGCUGAUGGAUAAGAACCCACAUGUGGCCCUCUAUGGUCUUGAGGUGUUGGAGUCAGUAGUGAAGAACUGUGGGCAGACGGUCCAUGAUGAGGUGGCCUGUAAAACCACCAUGGAGGAGCUGAAGGAUCUACUGAAGACGGAGCCGAACGUGAGGAAUAAGAUCCUUUACCUGAUCCAGGCCUGGGCCCACGCCUUCCGCAACGAGCCCAAAUACAAGGUGGUUCAGGACACGUACCAGAUCAUGAAGGUGGAGGGUCACGUGUUUCCAGAGUUCAAGGAGAGUGAUGCCAUGUUUGCUGCAGAGAGAGCACCAGAUUGGGUGGAUGCAGAGGAGUGUCAUCGCUGCCGCGUUCAGUUUGGAGUGAUGACUAGAAAGCAUCACUGCAGAGCCUGUGGUCAGAUCUUCUGUGGGAAGUGUUCCUCCAAGUACUCCACCAUCCCCAAGUUUGGCAUCGAGAAGGAAGUGCGUGUGUGUGAGCCCUGCCACGAGCUGCUCAACAACCACCCUUCCCUCUCUCCCCCGCCUAGGAAAGCUGAAGGGGGUAAACCCGUCGGGACAUCCACCUCCGUGGCCCCAGGCCCGGCAGAGCUGCCGCCAGAGUACCUGACCAGCCCCCUGUCCCAGCAGUCUCAGGUAGUGGUCCAGGAAACAGUGCCCCCCAAACGGGACGAGGCGGCCCUGCAGGAGGAGGAGGAGCUUCAGCUGGCCAUCGCCCUAUCACAGAGCGAGGCUGAGGAGAAGGAGAGGAUGAGACAGAAGAACUCGUACGGGGUCUACCCCAAAGCUGACCCCGCCCCAGUCACCUCCUCAGCCCCCCCCGUCAACUCACUCUACUCUUCUCCUGUGAACUCCUCUGCUCCCUCAGCUGAAGAUGUGGACCCCGAGCUGGCUCGCUACCUGAACAGAACGUACUGGGAGAAGAAACAGGAAGAGGCACGCAAGAGUCCCACCCCCUCUGCCCCUGCCCCCGUACCAUUGGCUACUGAGCCCCUGCCAAUCAGCCAGCCCCAGCCAGUGGAAACUGUCGCACCACUCCCAGCUCAAGUCGUCAUGGCCCCGCCUCCAGUCAACGUAGUGGAGCAGCAGUAUCAGAAUGGUGAGUCGGAGGAGAACCACGAUGCGUUCCUGAAGGCUCUGCAGAAUGCGGUCACCACCUUCCUGAACCGUAUGAAGAGUAACCACAUGCGUGGUCGCAGCAUCACCAACGACAGCGCCGUGCUCUCCCUCUUCCAGUCCAUCAACACCAUGCACCCCCAGCUACUGGACAUCCUCAAUCAGCUGGACGAGAAGAGACUGUACUACGAGGGUCUACAGGACAAGCUGGCCCAGGUGCGUGAUGCGAGGGCCGCCCUGAACGCCCUACGAGACGAGCACAGAGAGAAGCUGCGUUGUGCUGCCGAGGAGGCAGAGAGACAGAGACAGAUCCAGCUGGCCCAGAAACUGGAGAUCAUGAGACAGAAGAAACAGGAGUACCUUGAGAUGCAGCGUCAGCUGGCCAUCCAGCGGCUCCAGGAGCAGGAGAAGGAGAGACAGAUGAGGCUGGAGCAACAGAAACACACCAUCCAGAUGAGAGCCCAGAUGCCUGCCUUCCCCAUGCCCUACCCACAGAUGCAGUCUUUGCCCCCCAACGUGGCAGGAGGGGUGGUGUACGGGCAGCCGGGGGGACCCCCCAGUUACCCAGGCACCUUUAGCCCCUCAGGGUCAGUGGAGGGGUCGCCCAUGCACAACGUCUACAUGAACCAGCCUGGACCAGGACAGUACCAGGCCAUGCCUCCAGACCCCAACAUGUACAUGUACCAGCCUGCAGGAACCAAUGGGCAGCCUGCACUCCCUGGCCAGGCCCCGCCCACCACUAGCCCCGCCUACUCUAACUACCAGCCCACACCCACACAGGGAUACCAGCAGAACGUGGUGUCCCAGGCCCAGUCUCUGCCCCCCAUGUCCCAGCCUCCCCCCACUAACGGUAUGUCCUAUGUGGCCUACCCUCCACCUUACGCCAUGCAGAAUAUGAUGGCAGCCCUACCUGGGCAGGACCCCAACAUGCCCCCACAACAACCCUACAUGCAGGGCCCAGGACAACAGCCCAUGUACCAACAGAUGGCUCCCCCUGGUGGCCCCCAGCAGCAGGUUCAGCAGCAGCAGCCUCCGCAGGUCCAUCCAGGCAGCGAGGCACAGCUCAUCUCCUUCGACUAG